Penicillium macrosclerotiorum is the source of this 1311-nucleotide messenger RNA. RefSeq lists its product as uncharacterized. The transcript has a single exon. The record is from RefSeq and is a predicted model, not a curated record. NCBI's taxonomy places the organism in Eukaryota, Fungi, Ascomycota, Eurotiomycetes, Eurotiales, Aspergillaceae. The coding region runs from base 1 to 1311 and encodes 436 amino acids.
AUGUCUCCACCCCAGUCUCCUGCGAGCCCUGAUGGCGUCGCCCUCACUUGGAUCUUUGACCACUGUCUCCGCUACCCUGGAUCCUAUGAACUUCCUUUGAGAACCAUGUACACUCUCAACUGUAAUCCGACCAAGCAGCCCCUCCCAAACAACGAAACCGCCUUCACCCCCCGCAGCUCCACCUCCACUCGUUCAUCGGGCUCCUCGCAGGAUGGCAUUGAUGCCGCCGCCGAUUUUCGCUCCCAGCUCAUCAACCAAAUCGCCCGCCUGCCUUCCCAACCCUGCUCUCUUCCCCCAAGUUUUUUGACCUCCUUUCUCCGCCGCUGCUUCCCUGCUCAAUUGGAGUGCGUGGACUUUCCCCAGGCGUUGACGGCUCUUGAUUACAUCAAGGACCUGGAAACCCGCUGGAAGAAGGAGAUGUCUUCGGCGGUGCAGCGCCUGAAUAUCGAGCGUGAUGAUGCUGAGAACCCAGCCCUUUCGGAAUUGGCUCUCCAGUAUCCCGGCGUGAUGGCCUGGCUUGGGUCAAUCAACACGAAAGCUCGCAAGCUUGAGGCCUUGUACACUCAGAUUUACAUUGGCCUGCGUCGGUGGAUUCUCAUCAAUGACCUGCUUUUGGAACCUCAAAACAAGGUCAAUCAUAUUGCCAUGCUCAACACCCUCUACCCGCCUGUUUCUCCAUCCUCUGCGACUCCCACUCCUCAGUUGACCUACCAAAUACUCAAGAUGCACCGGGAUGCAUUCUUCCGUGUCAUUAACAAUGUUGAAAUUCGUGGCACCGAGUCCUUGUAUGCUAUCAUUCAGCAAGGCGCGCCUGAAGGCAAAGACAACUCCUGGCCCUUGGUUCACGACACCUUGGAGAAUUACCUCAACCUCGUCAACGAGGUCAUUGAUGAGUGCGUGUUGGUCAACGAACCGUCUCACUUGGAAGAAGCCGGUGCCCCGUACCGCAGCAAGAGCCGCAAGGUCGACUCUGGCUGUAGCUUUGGCUCUUCCGGCACCGAGAUCAGUGUUGCCGAAGGAGUCAUUGAUAAGCCCCUUCCCCAAUUUCCCCUUCCCAAGGACAAGGAGAGCAAAGGCUCUGUUCUUGAGCGCCUGGGCCGCGAAAUUCGAGCUCUGGGCCCCGCAGCGAAACUUCGCAACUUGAAGAAGAUGAAGUCCACCACUACGCUGGUUGCUCGGCCUGGUAGCCAGCAAAGCUCUGCACCGAGCUCCAUCUUCGAGAUCACUGAGGAGAAGCGUGAGCGUCUUAUUCGUGAUGCUUACAGCCGCAAGAACUCUCAAUCCCAUGUAUCCACCUCCGAUGGCUCUUGA